UGUACAUGGGAGAAGUAUGGAACUCUUAUGCGAGGCGAAUUUUUAGAUUUUCGGUGAGUGGCUGUGCAGAAACCGGCUAGGCACGAGCGGAGGGCAAGGAAUGAGGAAAAUAGAGAAAUGAAAAUCAUUCGCGAUGAAGUUUUAUAGAGUGCACUGAAGCCUUUAGCUUGGCGGACUUUGACUCUGUGCCGUUCGAUUAGUGUUCAGAGUCAUGCGAUUUUUUGUGAGGUGAAGAGAAAAAUCGUCAUCUGUUGGUUGUCACUCCUGUCGUCAUUUGUAGGGUGACACUCUGAUCUCAUCGCACCGGUCCAGGACAUGAUUCUCGAAAUCCUCCUCGAACUGAUCUCAAACGCGGUAUACGUCCCGGUCCUGGUGUCGGCGUAUCUGCUGUAUAACUACUGGCGAAACUACGCGUUCUGGUCCAAAUCCGGGCUCCCGUACAUCCCUUUCCCCCGGGACAGCGUCGUCUACCCCGUCCACAAAGCGGUGACCUUCAAGAGGUUCUAUGAUGAGCUGGCGCCGCACCCCGUGGGGGGCUUCUACAAAAUGUCCACCCCGUAUCUAAUGAUCCGGGAUCCGGAGAUCAUCCGGAGGAUCCUGGUCAAGGAUUUCGCACACUUCGCCGAUAGGGGCAUCUAUAUCCACGAGGACCUGGACCCCCUCAACCGGAAUAUCUUCAACCUCGAGGGCGAGAGGUGGAAAGUGAUUCGGCACAAACUAUCGCCGCUGUUCGCUCCCGGGAAAAUAAAAUCGCUCUGGCCAAGAAUGAAACAGUGCGCGGGCGCACUGGAAAAGUAUCUUGACCACACGCUCGAGACUCGGAACGAGUGCGACUUGAAAGAGGUGAUGUCCAGAUUCACCCUGGAUGUGAUUGCCACUUGCAGCUUUGGAUUCAAGAAGUGCGAGGCGCUGGAGAACGACAAGAACGAGCUGAGCCGGGUGGUGAAUUCCGUGAUGCGGGACUCGAACUACUUCGCGAUGCGGAGUUUCCUGCGCUCGACUGGGCUGCCCCUCGUCCGGUGGCUCGGCCUCAAACGGAUCCCCGCUUUCGUCGACGACUUCUUCCUCUGCUUCGUCGACGCCACCCUCAAAUCCCGCGCCGCGGACCCCUCGCCCCACGACGACAUCCUUCAAUACUUGAUCGACCUCCAUCGUGAGGAGCUCGAGGGUUCCAGAACUCACCCUGAGGCAGAGCCUUUGGUAACGGAUACUUUCAUUGCUGCGAUGGGAUUUUUACUGACUGUGAACGCCUCGGAAACGACUUCAGGGACGUUGGCGUACUGUCUGUAUGAGCUGGCGCUGAACCCUGACAUAGCUCAAAAAUGCAGAGAGGAAGUGAAAUCAGUUUUAUCGAGACACGAAGGAGACUUAUCUUUUGACUGUUUAAAGGACAUGUCGUAUCUACAGUGCGUCAUCGACGAAACUCAGCGGAAAUAUCCUGUCUUCGGUUGGUUGGACAGGAUUUGCACGAAAGACUACGAGAUGCCUGGUACACGCUACACCGUUGAAAAAGGCACCAGAGUUCUGAUACCCGUCCACGCCCUGCAUCAUGACCCGCUCCACUUUCCAAAUCCCGACAAGUUCAACCCGGACAGAUUUAGUGCGGAUAACAAACACAACAUCCCACGGGGAAGUUACCUACCCUUCGGCGAUGGGCCGCGCAUGUGUGCAGGAGUUCGGUUUGCGCAAACAGCGAUGAAGACUGCCGUCGCGUUUUUAGUCACAAACUACGAUUUUGAGCCCACGAUCGACACGGACAUACCCUUGACAUUCAAAAGGAGCAUGCUGUUCUCGGUGCCUCAAAAAGGAAUUUGGCUACGCCUAAGGAGGAGAUCCGAAGUUUCAUCAUCGAUCAACAUGAUUCUCGAGCUUCUCCUUCCGACAAUCGCUUACCUAGUGACGGUCCUGUUGUUGUACCUGGUGUACAACUACUGGAGGAACUACACGCACUGGUCCAAGUCGGGACUCCCGUACAUCCCAUUCCCUCGGGACUCAGUAUUUUAUCCCGUCCACAAAGUGGACACUAUCAAGCGGUUCUACGACGAGCUGGCGCCGCACCCCGUCGGCGGCUUUUACAAAAUGUCCAGGCCCUACCUCAUGAUCCGAGACCCCGAAAUCAUCCGGAAAAUCCUCAUCAAGGAUUUCCCUUACUUCGUCAAUCAUGGUAUGCAGAUCUUCCCGGAUUUGGACCCCGUGAACCAGCAUGUCUUUAACAUCGAUGACGAGAGGUGGAAGGGGGUGCGGCAAAAAAUGGCGCCUAUUUUCACUCCGCAGAAACUGAAAAUGAUGUGGCCGCUCAUGCUCGAAUGCAGGGAUGCUCUCGGUAAAUAUCUGGAUCAAGUGAUCGAAACAAGGGACCAGAUAGAGAUAAGAGAAGUCAUGUCCAAGUUUGCGCUGGACGUGAUUGGCACCUGUGGUUUCGGACUCGAGUGCGACGCGAUCCAGAACGAGGACAGCGAGUUCCGGCGUGUGGUGAGCGGCGGGACGGCGACGCAGGACUCGAACCGGCCGGCCGUGCGGAGCUUCCUGCGCUCCACGGGGCUGCCCCUCAUCCGCUUGCUCCGGCUCAAGAGGAUCCCGGAGACGGUGGACGACUUCUUCCUCGGCCUCGUCCGCGGCGCCGCCGCCGCCCCCGCCCGCGAGACCGCCAACCGCACCGACAUCGUCCAGCACCUCGUCAACGCCCAGCGGCAGGAGCAGCAGGCUCUCCGAUCUCAAGACAAAGCUGAGCCCCUUAUGACGGAGUCGAUCGUAGCAUCGCAAGCGUUUGUGCUGUUCGUCGCUGGUUUUGACACGACCUCUGGCACGCUGGGCUAUUGCUUAUACGAGCUCUCGUUGCAUCCAGAGAUAAUGGAAAAAUGCAGGAACGAGGUCAAGUCUGUUUUAGAAAAGAACGGAGGGACCAUUUCCUACGACUGUCUCAAAGAUAUGACCUACUUGCAGUGCGUUAUUGACGAAACCCUCCGAAAGUACGCCAUUCUGGGCUGGCUGGACAGACUUUGCGGGGAAGACUAUAAAAUAGAAACGUCUAGUUUGUCAUAUACGAUUAAAAAGGGGACCAGGUGCUUGAUCCCCGCCCAUGCACUGCACCGAGACCCGAAAUAUUUCCCUGAUCCGGAGAGAUUCGACCCGGACAGAUUUAACGAGGAGAACAAACACAAAAUCGUGCCCGGAACGUAUCUACCUUUCGGCGACGGACCUCGGAUCUGUAUGGGGAUGCGAUUCGCUCACAUGGAAAUGAAGACUGCGCUUGCUUUCUUGAUUACGAGAUACGACUUCGAGCCGACCGAAAGGACGACUGUUCCUCUGAAGUUCUACAGGAAAUCUUGGUUGUCCAUGCCUGAAAGCGGAAUUUGGCUCAGGUUGAAAAGGAGGCCUGCUGCUUAGACGAAAUGCACCAAUCAGAGCUUCGUGUUGCAUUUCCUAAAUCGUCGCUCCUAAUCUAAAGAACGUCUCAAUUUUUCUUCGAAAAAAAUAGGGGCUGAGGAAAAUAUCGAGAGAAACAAUGCCGCACCGGAUGAGGCGUGAAUGAUCGAUUAUUGAUAUUUUCCCAUUUGAAGCCAUGGUAAAGAAUCGAUUUUCAUGGUGUUCGUUGCGAACUUCAUGUUUGUUGAUCUUUUUCCAUAGUAAGUUUAAAUGGCAGAUCAAUCAAUGAUUCGCAAAACACACCACGCCACUGCGUAUGAGUAAGCAGGCGUUAGGGAAUUCCCUCCGAUAUCAUACGAAUCCUCUGGAAAGUUUUGGAAAAUUUCUUGUUGAAAAUUCGAACGUUACAAUUUUGGAUUCGAAAAAAAAAAAUUAGGUCUGAGGAAAAAUGUCAAAAGAAACACUGUCGCGCUAAGGAUGAAACCCGUAAUUAGCAGGCGUCGCCACAUUUUCCUUAGACUCAAAAAACAAUUUUUUAAGAAUCCUCUGUCUAUAGAUGGCUGUAGAUUCCUAUCAAAAUAAUACAAAGGAAUAGAAGCCACAAAACUCAAAGAAAGAAAGAAAAAAAAAAAAAAAAAAAAAAAAAUUUAGGAACACACCCUUUCGAAAAUUUUGAACUUUUCAAUUUUCACUUUAAAAAAUAUAAAGUCUGAGGGAAAAUAUCGAGAGGAACGUUGCCAAGCGGAGGAUAAAAUAAGAAUAUUUCGAAACAUCUCUCAUUGAAAAUUAUGUACGUCUCAAUUUUUGCUUUGAAAAGGUAGGGCCCGGGAAAAUGUAUAUAUCGGGAGGAACGCUGCUAGUGCCGUUACUUGAAAGUUGCCAACACUGUUUUCCCUCCAUUUAAUUCCAUUAAAAAUACUGAUUUUAGAUGAGGCUCAUCUAGAAUCGAUUGUUCUACAUACAUUUAAAUGGAAGAAAACAGUGCUGCCAACUUUCAAAAAUCGCAUUUGGCUAAGGUUGAAAGUCGUGCGAACAGUUUGGCGUUGCAUGAUAAUGUGCCGAUAUAUUGACAUUUUUAGAAUAUUUCUCCUUGGAAAUUGAAUAGUAUUUGUUGAUAAGCUAUAAUCAAGAAGUUCUGAAAAUUUUAAGGAAGAAUAAUAGCAACUAUCUCCUGAAAUGACUGUUUUAUUGGAGCAAAUUUGGCAACACUGUCGUGCUGAAAAGUUGCGAAGCAAGAGUGUGCCAGUGUUGCCACACCUCCACCCUCAAAAAAUAUAUUUAAAAAAAUUAUGAGAGUAAAAUUCGCGAUACACUUUCCGCAAAA
Bemisia tabaci is the source of this 4690-nucleotide messenger RNA. NCBI's taxonomy places the organism in Eukaryota, Metazoa, Arthropoda, Insecta, Hemiptera, Aleyrodidae. The record is from RefSeq and is a predicted model, not a curated record.